CUGGAGUCGGGUCUACCAGACCCGAUAUCCAUCACAAGCCCCCUAGUUUUCUGGCGACGUGUCGCUAGAAAACUAAUGAUGAGUCGCCUUCGGUUUUCGUGUCGGAUUAGAAACGUCGCACUCGAGUGCCUUGGGUCCAUCCUUUCAACGGAUAUAACCCCUUCUGGACUCGUCUUCUUCCUCUCGCUACCGAAUCUUAACCCGACCCGAAUUCCGACUGCAAUUUUCCCCCAAAUUUUCACUCCCUUCUUCGAAAUGGCUCUUGCAAAUCCCGAAACCUGGACCCAUGAACCCUCUAUCAUCAAGAAGGACGAUCUUCGAGAAGUGGCCGUGCUUCUGGGCAAGGGCUUCCGGGUCCACCAUCUCGAUGUCGUCGGGGCGAUUAGUUUAUCCUACAAUCAUAACCCCCAGAAGUAUAUGGUCAUGCAAUAUCACUCUGUAGAGAACGGGUUCAGACUACCCCUCCAUGGUCUGCUCCGCGACCUCUGCCGUCAUUUCGGAUUCGCUCCUGGUCAGUUGACUGCCAAUGCGCACAAUUCUAUCUCCCGGACGAAGUUCGCUGCGGCAGACUUGGCGGAAGAAGUGUACAACGCCUUGAGAGACGAACAGGGUUUAAUUCCAUACCACUCUCUUCAAGACACUAAGUUGUACAGGAAAGCGGAUUUUUACUAUCCCCUGGGUCCUGACCCGGUUCCAUUUGAAAGGGAGCCUUCCCGUGAAAGAUCGAAGGCUCCUUCUUCCGGAAAAUCCAACCCAGCCAUGAGCCCUUCUGGGAAUCAGUCCCAAGGUGGCUCCACUGCCUUGGCUGUAUGUAAGCCGGCUGCUGCCCUGGAGGCUGUCCCCAUCUCUGCUAUUCCCGGGCUGAGGAGGCCCACUCCGUCCCAGAAACGGCCACGAGAAGGGCACACCAUCCCUACUGCCACAUCCGGGGGUUUGGAGCUACCCCACCCGGAUAGCUUAGAUUGUGAGGGAGAAGAGCUUCGGGACCAGUUUGCGCUCAAGAGACCUGCAAUGCAGCCUCAGCCUGAGGUGAUCAAUUCCUCCCCACAUGUCGCAACUGCUCCCCAAGUAAUGGAGGAAGAAGGUGUGGGGCAGAAAGAACCGGAGUUUUCUCCUACAGCAGAGAAAGAGGUUGAAGUGCAGAAAGAAUUGGACGCCUCCUCCCUGUUGGAGAAAGAAGCUGGAAAGCAAAAAGGCUUCCCACUGCAGGCGAAUCUAGAAAAGAUGAGGGAAUCAGUGCAGGAGCCUGCAAUUCUCCAAGCUCGCCCUGACUUGCUUGCCCUCAAUGCUCUGCACUUCAUGGAGCAGGCCCAACAAUCACUCCUCACUCUAACUGAAGAGUACUUGGGUGGAGCAUCAGGGAACUACCGGGCCGUGGUGCUCCUCAAGGAGAAGGAGUUGGCCGCCAGGGCUCUGCAGCAGAAAGUUGACACCCUGGAACAACAUGACCAGGUCCUUCAGGAUGAAAAUGCCCGGCUCAAGGAAAAUGGCUCUAUGGAACUAGCAGCUGAAAGACUCCGGGCACAACUCUCCAUAUUGGAGUCAAAGGCCUCAGCUUCAGAAGACAAGGUGGGAAGUCUGAAAGCCGAGUUGGUUGAAAGGGAAUCCCGGAUCUCUGAGCUGGAGAGUUCCCUCCAAGAGGCAAAGUAUGAGGGUUCCCGUCUUAACGAACUUGCAUUGAAGCACAUGGAGGCGAGACGGCUUACCCUCGAGAAGUUGGGGAAAGAGAGACAGACUGCCAGCGAGCUCCGGUCAAGGAUGGGUGAACUGGAGAAGGCUAUUGCUGCCCAUCAAGAGGAGGUUGCUGGCUUGACUGCCCGUGCUGAAGCCCUUUAUGAAGAAGGGAAAUUUGACAUGCAGCACUGCAUUUAUGAGGCGGUCCGGAGUGGUCUUCCAGCUCACCGAUCUCUGGAUGAUUUCAUCUCCCACUACGGAUUACCUCUCCCUUUUUCUCCCCCAGAUUCUCGUGCUGACUCGGGGCCUUGACUUUAUCCCUCUCCACUGACUGUUGUAUUUUGCUUUGUAACAUUUAGAUGGUAGCAAAUUGAUAACACUUGAUUUAUUUCCGUCGACUCCUUUCAUUAAGCUAACUGUUCUUCUUUUGGGAUUCUUAUCUCGCCCUAGGACUUAGCAGUUUUUUUUAUCCGCCUAGGCUUUGGGCUUAACUGCGCUCACAAAGUGCUGUUUUUCUUGUUUAUCAUUGUGCUAAGUGACUGGCCCACCUUAAUUACGCCGGGCCCAAUUCACCCUAGCCCAAUAAUAAGAUGGUGCAACC
Cuscuta campestris is the source of this 2275-nucleotide messenger RNA. The record is from the annotation of a GenBank genome assembly. Lineage: Eukaryota; Viridiplantae; Streptophyta; Magnoliopsida; Solanales; Convolvulaceae.